Molecule: messenger RNA, 426 nt
Organism: Lactuca virosa
Lineage: Eukaryota; Viridiplantae; Streptophyta; Magnoliopsida; Asterales; Asteraceae
Source: the annotation of a GenBank genome assembly
AUGAAUUCUUUCAAAUCCUAUGGGAAAGUGGGUGAAGCCGAUCAAAUGUGGGUCGAUGCUCGCAGAAAAAAUAGAGAAAGAAUGGUUGUUGUGGCCAUAUCAUCUCUAGUUCUUGUUAUUGUGGUAGUUUUAUCCGUUGUUGGAACUACACAGAGCAAAGACCAUAGCCAAAAUGGUAGUGAGUCACAAUCUCCAUCAGCUAUGGUUUCUAUGAAAGUCGUUUGUGACACUACAUUGUAUCCAGAUAGCUGUUAUAACUCUCUUGCUCAUUUUGUUAAUUCCACCAAUAUCCACCCUGAUGAGUUACUCAAACUCUCUUUCUUAUUCGCCAUGGAAGAGCUUUCCAAAGCAUCCACACUUGUGGAGCUCAGAUGCUGCAGCGAACUAAUGGAUAUUGCCAUUGAUCAUCUAAACGGUAUCAACUGA